AUGGCAGUCACUCAUUUUCAUGUAAAAGAUAUCAGUAAAAAUGAAUUGCUCAAUUGGUUUCGAAAAUACCUUUCACCUGACAUUCAGAAUAUUGAAGAACUUGCAACAGGAGCAGAUUUUUGCCUCGGCAUGGAAAUAUUAUUUCCAGGUAGCAUAGAUAUCAGAAAAGUAAAAUUUGUCGAUGCUUGUGAGUAUUUCAGACGCAUGAAUUUCAAGCAAUUUAGAACUGCACUGAAUUCGAUUAAUUUGAAGAAGGACAUUCCUAUUGAUGACCUGAUAAAGGGAACAUUUAAGCACAACUUUUUCUUUGGAUUGUGGUUUAAAGCAUUCUUUGAUGCGAAUUACAACUCGCAGCCCUAUGAUAUACUCCAGCUGCGCGCUCAAUAUUGCAAGAAAAAAACGUUAAUUAAGAAUAUCGGUGAUACCUCGAAGUCGGGAACACCUACUCCUGAAGUCGAUAAGGAUUCACCCGAACCCGAAGCAAUAAUCGAAGCACAAUUAAUGAAUAUGGAACAGGAUAUGAAAUGUAAAAACCAUACCACAAAUACGGAAAUCAAAACAGAUAAGAAAGAUGCACCAAAAAUGCCAGUAGAUUCCGACGAAAUCUCGAGCGCUAUGACUGCUAAUGACAAUAACUACUUCAAGUCAAUUACAACGGCACUGGAGCAGAACAACAUAAGUUUAGAACAUGAUAACAUGCAACUGAAGUAUUCUUUGGAAACUGUUACGAAAAGAAACAUUUUGUUGUCAGAAGCAAUGAAAAAAAUAGAAAGCGCCUGUUUCCCUGUGGCUAAUGUUUUGGAUACAACUGAUUAUUUGACACCGAAAUUAAUUCAAACUUUGAAAGUAUUUUACGAGGAAAUUGUAGAGAUUUUAAAAGACACUAAUGAAAAAUUUUAA
Octopus bimaculoides (California two-spot octopus) is the source of this 900-nucleotide messenger RNA. Its product is annotated as microtubule-associated protein RP/EB family member 2. The record is from RefSeq and is a predicted model, not a curated record. NCBI's taxonomy places the organism in Eukaryota, Metazoa, Mollusca, Cephalopoda, Octopoda, Octopodidae.